AUGAGCUCUGACUACGCACAGCCCAGUCGAGUCACAUCGGGACAGAGCUCAGACCCAGCAGGCUCCAAACAGGACACGAUCUGCUGCACCAUCCCACUGCUGAGUGCUUACCACGUACAUGUUCUCUCUCUCUCCACAGCCGCCACAGGAAGUCCCGCCCACGAUGCGCUCACAGCCGGCCACCCCAGGACGAGAGUGCGCCGGGCCACCGCGGAGGACACCUACUGGGCCUAUUCAGGCAGAGGCCAGGCCAGCCCACAGAGGGAGGUCCUGAUUGGAGUUGGUCAGACCUCUGGGGGACACGAUUAG
This is a messenger RNA of Knipowitschia caucasica, 309 nucleotides long. NCBI's taxonomy places the organism in Eukaryota, Metazoa, Chordata, Actinopteri, Gobiiformes, Gobiidae. The record is from the annotation of a GenBank genome assembly.